Erigeron canadensis is the source of this 453-nucleotide messenger RNA. RefSeq lists its product as uncharacterized. The coding region runs from base 1 to 453 and encodes 150 amino acids. The record is from RefSeq and is a predicted model, not a curated record. Lineage: Eukaryota; Viridiplantae; Streptophyta; Magnoliopsida; Asterales; Asteraceae. The transcript has a single exon.
AUGACAUUGGACAGAAUUGCAAAAUGGAAUCAAAAUGGAAAUGUGCAGUGUGGUUUUUGCAAGGAUGGAAAAGAAAGUCAUGAGCAUUUAUUCUUUGAGUGCAAAUUUACUCAACAAAUCUGGUCUAAUCUUAGGACAGUUAGUUGGAGAUUGGGAGAUGAGAAUUCAAUUCAGGAAUUACUGCAGGUGAUAAGCAGUUUUAAAGGGCAGAAUAAUAUUGGCAAUGUGGUAAAUAAACUUUUAUUUGCUGCUGCAGUUUACUAUGUGUGGCAAGAAAGGAACAAUAGAAUCUUUCAAAGGAAGGAAAGGACUGAGGAAGCUGUGUGUAAUUUGAUUAAGAAAAAUGUUAGAGUCAAGCUUCUGUCUAUCAGAAUCCGAAAUACCAAAAAUGUGAUUAGAAUUGGUGAGAUGUGGAGGAUGAAAUGGGCUAAUUACAGUUUUGUGGCUGUUUAA